UAGCUGCGGCUAGCUGCGGCUAGCCUCAGUAGCCGGGACCCCGUUUGUUUACGUCGGCCGUGCGACGCCGUCGUUUUAUAACUACAACCGAAACGCAUCGCUGGUCGCGUGCGGCCCUUUCUGUAUUCGUCGUUGUUAGUGGUGCGUGUUCCAGUCUGAACCAUGGAGCAGUGCGCCUGUGUGGAGCGGGAGCUGGAGAAGGUGCUCCAUCGCUUCGUGAUGUACGGCCACCAGUCGGAGGAGCGGCUGGACGAGCUCCUGCGCAGCGUCUGCGAGAUCCGAGGACAGCUGGUGGCUUUUGGUGUGCAAGAUGCAGACCUAUCAGUCCUGUCCCAGACGAUGGCGCAGUGUUGUAAGAACAUCAAAGAAACAGUGCAGAUGCUGGCCUCCCGACAUAAGGACAUCCACGGCAGCGUGUCCAAAGUGGGCAAAGCCAUCGACAGGAACUUUGAUGCAGAGGUCAGCGCCGUGGUGGCAGAGACGGUGUGGGACACCCCGGAGAGACAGAAAUAUCUGAGUGAGACCGUCGUGGAGCACCUGUACAGACAAGGGAUGCUCAGUGUAGCGGAGGAUCUUUGUCAGGAGUCUGGUGUCGUUAUAGAUAUGAGUAUGAAGCAGCCGUUCCUGGAGCUGAACAGAAUCCUGGAAGCUCUGAGGAUGCAGGACCUCCGGCCGGCUCUAGAGUGGGCCGUGACGAACCGGCAGCGCCUCCUGGACCUGAACAGCAGUCUGGAGUUCAAGCUGCACCGCCUGUACUUCAUCAGCCUGCUGGGCGGAGGCAUCAACAACCAGAUGGAGGCGCUGCAGUACGCACGGCACUUCCAGCCCUUCGCCUCGCAGCACCAGAGAGACAUCCAGAUCCUGAUGGGCAGCCUGGUGUACCUGCGCCACGGCAUCGACAACUCUCCGUACCGCAGCCUGCUGGAGACCAACCAGUGGGCCGAGAUCUGCAACAUCUUCACCAGGGACGCCUGCGCCCUGCUGGGCCUCUCGGUGGAGUCCCCACUCAGCGUGAGCUUUGCCUCAGGCUGCAUGGCGUUGCCGGUGCUGAUGAACAUCAAGCAGGUGAUCGAGCAGCGGCAGUGCAGCGGAGUCUGGACGCACAAAGACGAGCUGCCCAUUGAAAUCGACCUGGGGAAGAAGUGCUGGUACCACUCGGUGUUCGCCUGCCCGAUCCUCCGGCAGCAGACGUCGGAGAGCAACCCGCCCAUGAAGCUCAUCUGUGGCCACGUCAUCUCCAGAGACGCCCUCAACAAACUCACCAACGCCGGGAAGUUGAAAUGUCCGUACUGCCCCAUGGAGCAGAACCCGUCACACGCCAAGCAGAUCUACUUUUGAUACCGCACCGCUCCUCACGCUCACGGAUGACGUUCCCUGGAGCUCUUUUGCUUCUCCAGGAACAUUUGCUCUGGCCCCCCCCCUCCCCCUCCCGUCUUCUCGGCCUUUUUAUCGUCGGCAUCGAGGCUUCGUCCCGGCGCUCCUCUGGACCGCCUCGGCCUCCCCCCGCCGCUCACCUCGGACCCUCCUCCGGCGGGGACGGUCCGACUGCAACCUGCAGAAGGGGGCGGAGUCAGCGCCGCUCACACAGAAGCACCUCUGACAGGUUCAUCCAUUGAAACUCAUUUGCCUGCAGAGUUAGAGGCUAAUCUUUCUUAAGUAUGUGAUACUUCAUAGUGGUUUUUUUUUUUCUUCUUUGAGUUGGAUGACGCUUUGUUUUUCUCCUUUGUGACGGAGGCAGUUGAAUGAUGAUGGAUGUGUGGGUACAUGGCUGAGUAAUCACACUCCGGCUCAUGAGAACCCCCGCAGGAGAGCAGCUGUCGGAGGUCUUUUCUGGGUGGAGGGAGGCGUGGAGGCUGCUCCUGAACUCUCCACGGUGGCGUCUCGUGAUGUAAGAACGGCCUCGCCGCGUCACGAGCCUCUUCAUCCAUGGGAUCGGUUUCCCUUUUCUUUUCUUUUCGUGACUGACGCACCAGCAAGAUUCUUCUUCUUCAUCGUCGAAGCUCCUCGUCUUGUUCCAUGUCUGUAUUUAACAAGCGGUGACAAAAAGGAAAAAAUAUAUACGACUGAAAUGUGCUUUGUUUCUAUUUUUCAUUGCAGUGGCUCGUGGAAGGUAGUAAAUUAAACUCACCGGGUCAAUCUGCCCGGCAACAAGAUAAGAUUUGGAGAUUUAAAUUGCCGGUGGCUGUGCGAUCAGCUUUACUCGUCGUGGCUGCUUUUUUAAUAUAUUAUACUUCAGACCAACGCCUCUGCUGCGUAGCUUUUAUUUGAGGUUCAAGUCGGAAUAGAAACAUCACAUACACACAUUUCCUCAGGGCUCAUUGGGACACUUCAUAUCACAUUGUGCAGUUAUUAUUACAGUUGUACAUUUCUAUAAGAAGUCUUGAACAAACGCGACACGUAUUUCACGCUUUGGGUUUAUUGGAGUUUGUAGAUAUCAGCGUCCGGCUGUAGCGUGCAGUAUGUUAGAGGACUAAAGAUAUAACGUGUGAAGGUUGUCUCAUCUGAGGCUCGUUUGUUCAGCAGCUGAACUCACCGAUGAUGCAACGUCACGAUGUUUGAUCCUUCAAUGUUUUGUGUCGCCGCGUCUCUCGUCCCCUCAGCGCUGCAGACGCCUGUCGGUCGUCUUGUUGAAUGUUUCCCUUUAUUUGCUUCUUUUUUCUCUCUCAUUGUAAAUAUAUUUACCCUCUAAACAUGUUUCAUAUACUUGCAUCUGAAAUAAAAAUAAUAUACAUGUA
Molecule: messenger RNA, 2735 nt
Organism: Pseudoliparis swirei
Lineage: Eukaryota; Metazoa; Chordata; Actinopteri; Perciformes; Liparidae
Gene: rmnd5b
Product: required for meiotic nuclear division 5 homolog B
Exons: 10
Coding region: 163-1338 (391 amino acids)
Biological process (GO): proteasome-mediated ubiquitin-dependent protein catabolic process
Cellular component (GO): cytoplasm; nucleus; GID complex
Molecular function (GO): ubiquitin protein ligase activity; protein binding
Source: RefSeq, a predicted model, not a curated record